This is a messenger RNA of Culex pipiens pallens (northern house mosquito), 4473 nucleotides long. RefSeq lists its product as uncharacterized. Bases 121 to 4374 code for a protein of 1417 amino acids. The transcript has 5 exons. The record is from RefSeq and is a predicted model, not a curated record. Lineage: Eukaryota; Metazoa; Arthropoda; Insecta; Diptera; Culicidae.
CUCGCACGUGUGUUUAUUAUUUUGGUACCGCGCGCCACACGACUACGGAGUUUUUUCGCUUUCGUUUCGGGUUGUUUUCAAUAGUUUUAAGUGGUUAAAUAGUGCAAAAAUUAGUGAAAAAUGGCAAUGAAAGAAGAAAUCCUCAAACGCCUCACAAUUCCGGACCAGGACUUCCACGCCAACCUGUCGUACGGAAUCAAGCUGUGGAAGUCGGGCAGCUUCUACUACAUGUCCAAGUACGAGGUCAUUUUCGAGCACUUUUUGGACGGGCUGGGCGGGUACGCGAAGCAGUUGGCCAAGCAGGACCCGGCUGGGUUCGAUGGGCGGUGGGCUUUGGUGAACGAGUUUUUGGCCCUACCGUGUCCCUCGAAUGCGCUUCCACCGAGGGUGAUUCCAAGGUUGGGGGAGGUCUUUGACAAGUUGAGGAAGGGGAAGAGCAUCGUUAAGACGAGGGUUCUGCUGGAGAGCUUCCUGACGGUGGCGUUCGACGUAAAGUACAAGAAUUUCUACAAGUUUGAUUAUUUGAGCUACGGGACGAUUCUGGGGAUUGCUUUGCGAUAUUACCUGUCGUUUUUGGAAGAUGGUUUCCAAAAGGACGAGGAGGAGGACACGAUCAAGCGGAUCUUUGAUGACAUUCGAAUCUACGUGAAGUCUGCUGGUGGGGAAGAAAAGUGGCAGAAAGCCUUCACCACGGUGCUUCCUUCACUGUGCGAAGUAGUUUUGCAGUUGAAGUCUCGGGGAUUGGACUGCCAGGAGAGUUUGCUGGACCUGCUGAAGCAGAUCUACUUCCUGGACGGGAAAGGUCCGCAGUACAAUCGCGUUACGGACGCUUCGAAGAAGCACCUCUUCAUGAGCUGUUUCGAUGCGAAUGAUUUGCCACUUCACGUUAUUGCGAUUCUGAUUGAGGGAUACCUGAAAGCAUAUCGCGAGGUCAAGCUGGACAUCCUGUUGUUCCUCAAGUACUUCCUGCUGCACGUCUUCGUUGACGCGGAAAAGUCCAUCCUCUCCGACAUGCACCAAAUCUUCCAGCUGACCAAGUUUGUGUUCCAUCUGCUCAAGAAGUACUUUAUCAAAAUCGACCAGAAGCUGGUGGAAGACUUUGACUUCACCGGAAUCUUCACCGUCAAGCUGAAGGACUUCCUGGACAAGUACAGAUCGUCGGAGACGCACCUCGCGGACAUCUUCGCCCUGAUCUGCACCAUCAACCAGUACAAUCCGCUCAUCCUGGAAGCGAGCAUUAUCGAUAUCAUCCUGAGGGGCAUGUUCACGAAGAAGGGUCCGCAGGCCCUCGGACGGUACCAAGCGAUGCUGAUUUCGACGAUCGAUCUGUUUGGGAAGCUUAAUCGGAGCGAGAACUUCCGCGAGGAGUUGUUCUUGAAGUUGGGCGAUUAUCUUGACGAUCAUGAACUGGGGGACACGCUGAAGGAGCUGAGGAAAGGUUCCAAAAAGAGGAAGUCCAUUGCGGCAGUGGACACUCCCGGAAAGCGACGAAAACUUGAAGAUGGAGAAGACUCGCAGGAUCCAGACGACUCAGAGCACUACCUCAACCUGCUCUACCCAUCAGACCCGGAAGCUUCAGCCCAAAAACCCUGCCAACUCCAACUGCAGGACCACUUCAAGUCCCUCUCCUUCGCCUGGCCCGACUCGGACGGCGCCCUCGGCCACGCCAUGCUCGACUACGUGCGCGGCCUGCUCACCAAGCGCAGCUUCAUCUACUGGCGCAAAAUGCAAGACUACCUCGCCGAACAGCUGGAAACCGUCGCGGAAGACCCAAGCGAGGCGGAACUCUUCAAGCUGGACUUUGCCGUGUGCUGGCUGUGCUACUUCUUCGCCGGAAAUACCCUCGUCGAGCAGACCAACCUGUUCUGGGAGAAGCUGCAGAAGCAGUUUGGCGAGUUUGACGAGCUGAUGGCCAGCUUUGGACGGGCGUUGAUCAGCGAAAAUGUGACGGAGUCAAGAGUUUUCGCUUCUUUUUUGAAGUUGGUGUAUUUCUACGGUAAUUACCGCCUCGUGGUCCACCACUACCGACCCGACUCGAUUGAAGACAGCCAAACCCACCUGAUUCACGAAUUCCUAACCCAAGAAGAGUGGAGCCAACUCGAACAAAAAGUUCCAACCUCCGAAGAACCGCUCUACAACCGCGUUCGCCUGCAAAAACUCCGUCAAACCCAACUAACCACCGAAGAACCCCCAAACCUCGACUGCGUCCACAAGAUCCUCGCCUCGCAAGACUUCACCCAGCUGCGCUGGCUCCUCGCCGACCGCUCCACCAACGGAUGGUUUCUCCAACAGCUGGAAGCGCCUCAGAAAACGACGGUCAUCGAGCAGCUGCUUCAAAACGGUUGCUUCCCGGAAAUUAAGCAAAUCGUGACGCAGCAGUGCAACGAUCACGCGCUGAUGGAGGUGACGCUGCUGACCACGUACAAGCGCCUGGUGGAGUCGGUUCUCUGCGAUUGUAAAGCUUCCGUGGCGAGAAAGUUCAGCUUUGAGGGGAUUCACGAGGCUGGGAGUGAGGAGGAGACGAUGGCACGCGUUCAGAAGCUGCUCGAGAAGAAGGUCAAGCAGAGCGAUGAGCAGCAGGGAGUUGUACUGGACUUCGGGAACGGAGAGUUGAGGGAGCUGCUUGGGGUUUUGGAUUUUAUAAGGAUCGAUGAGAUGGCGGUGGAGCGGAAGACGGUCAUCGUUGGAGUUGGAGUGCUGAUUUUUGCCGAUCUGUUCAAGUCUGAGCAGCAGGAGAUUGUGGCGGCGUUCAAGAAUGUUAUCAGCAAACAACUCAUCUACGGCACCACCCCGAACCUGCUCAAGUUCCUCAACUUUGAAACGCUCAUCGCCAUCUUUGGCCAAUCAUCACCGCUAACAAUUGCUUUGUUCCGUCAAACUGCGGUCGACCUCUCGGAAGAAGCCUUCGCCGCCUUCCAACAGAUUCUUGACCACUUCAAAUCGCAAUCGUCAAAGGAUGAUCGCUUCGAGUUGGUUCUGCUGGUGUUCAACUGCUUGCAGAAGAACAGCGCCAAUCGCCGCAAGCUGAUCCCGGCGGCGCAGUUGGGCGAGUUGAUUUCCGGCUAUGUUGAGGCGAUUGAGGCCUUUAUUGUUGAGAAGGAGCCGAAGGCGGUGAAGAAGGAGGAUAAGGAGGCGUUCGAGAGUCUGCUGAAGGGUUGCUCGCUGAUAAUUCGUUACAAAGCGGUGAAGAAGCAGGAGUUGGGUGAUAAGCUGAGGGGGAAGUUCUUGCGGUGCGCGGAACAAGCGCUGAAGUUGGAGAGCUCGUCUGCUUCUGGAUUGCUGGUGAACGCGCUUCAGCACAAGGACUAUUUGAGGUUGGAGGCGGAUCGCGUCGAGUCUAUUGUUGAGAAUCGCUGGAAUGGCUUUUUGGCGCAACUUCGUUCGGAGGUUGAGUUGAACCAAGACUCGGCGGACAAAGCUGGUGACGACUCCGACGUCGACGGGCACUUCCAGUCGCAGAACGCAAAGAUCUUUGCCAACUUUUUGACUCACCACGAGAGUCCGGGCAAGCUGACGAAGCGGUUCGAUCGGUUGGAGACGGAGGCCGCGACUGGGACGGAUUUCAAAACGUUACGGUACAUCAUGCGGGUUUACACGACGCUGGCGAAGUUUGCCUUUGGUACGGCCGUGGCUCCGGAGGUCGAGAAGGCUUUCGUGAGGGCGUUCGGAGCUGUUUUGGCCAAGUCGGUUAUGGCGAUGAGCAUUUUGAAGAAGCACGUCGCGGAACCGGACUGCUUGGAGGAGGUUCUGAACUGCUUCGUAGCGAUGGUGGCGAAUCCAAAGUUGACCCUAACUCCCUCGAUCAUGGACAACAUCGUGGAGUUCCUGAGCAGCAUCAACAUCCGAAAGUUCACUGUCAAAGACGGCGAAGAGAAGCCCUUCUACCGGCUUCAUCGCCUGAUCAGCGACGUCCUCUACCUCCUAAUGACCACCCGACCAAACUACGUGGACAACCGCUUGCCGCAUUACUUCAACGUCUACAACGGCCUAAUGGCCGCAGUCAUCCAAUACAAAGAAGAUCGUCCCGCGGAUCAACCGCUGAACAGCUUUGAGAUCCUAACGCUGUCGGACCUGCUGCUCCCACUGGAAAAAAUCAUGUCGCUGGCGGAGAAGAAGGUCGAGAAGGAUCUGCGUAUCUGCGCGCCGUACAUCCUGGCGCAGAUCAUCGGCAGCAUUACGGAGGCGAAGCGCGCGACGACGCUGCACGAGAAGAUCGCGCGCAAUGUGCACAACAUCUGCUACGGGCUGAUGGCCAUUUACGAUAAGCACUCGGCGGCGUAUCUGCUGAGGACGUGCGACGAGGCGGCGAAGAAUGUGUACACCGACAUCGUGAAGGGAUUCCGCAAGUAUCGGUCGUUUAAGGGCAAGGUUUGAGGGGAGUUGCGAAGAGUGUUGGGAGUGAAGGUAAGUGGAAAAUUGAACAGAUUAUUUACAAAUGAAUGUUUGUUGCAUAAAUAUUAUGCAAUCAAGAAA